AUAUCCCACUUCUUCUGAUCAUGUAUAUUUUGUGUUUUUAGAUUUUCAUUCUCCUGGUGAUAGAAAGUAUUGUGAUGAUAGUGUUAAGGACCCUGGAAUUCGAAUGCAAGACGCAAUUUCUCAUUAUAACCAUCCAAGUAAUGGCAUUUCAGAGGCCCAUCCAAAGCAAAAAAGAACAUGUGAAGAAUAUAAAGCUGAGCUGGAGAAGGAGAACUACUAUCUUCGUAGUGAAUUGCAAACAGAAUGUGAGCAAGAAAUCCAGACUCUUAAUGAGAAGAUAGAACGUCUUGAGAAUGCUUCGAAAGAAGAGAUAGUAGAGUUGAAGUCUGAAAUCUCCAGCCUAAAAAGAAUGGCAGGGUAUGCAUCCAAAAGAUUCUCAGGUAGAGCAGAUGAAGAUAUAGAUGAAUUCAUAAAAGAUUACAGACUCUAUCUUACAGUGGCCAACAUUACUACUGCUAAUGCAAGUGGCAAACAGAGAGCUUUAGAACUAUUUCGCAACUAUGCCGCUAUAGUGGCCUUAAAUAAUGCUAAUAUAAUGGCCGCCAUGAUUAAUGCACCAGAUAGUACUCCAGCACCAGCAUUAUCGAAUGAAGCUACUGGCAUUACAGUUAUUCUAGCACAUAAUGUUCAUAUGGAUGAGGAUUGGUCUCUUGCUGGAGGGUGUCCUGUAGACGCUGAUAUGACAAUUAAUGCAUUAAAUGGAGCUUUAAAUAAUAAUAACUAUAUAAUUCUUUCUGAUAUCAAUAUUAGUCAGGUCAUCUAUUGGUUUAAAAAGAAUUAUCCUACAGUUAUUUGA
This is a messenger RNA of Funneliformis geosporum, 796 nucleotides long. Lineage: Eukaryota; Fungi; Glomeromycota; Glomeromycetes; Glomerales; Glomeraceae. The record is from the annotation of a GenBank genome assembly.